Molecule: messenger RNA, 1368 nt
Organism: Ipomoea nil (Japanese morning glory)
Lineage: Eukaryota; Viridiplantae; Streptophyta; Magnoliopsida; Solanales; Convolvulaceae
Product: ATP-dependent DNA helicase pif1-like
Exons: 1
Coding region: 1-1368 (455 amino acids)
Biological process (GO): DNA repair; telomere maintenance
Molecular function (GO): DNA helicase activity
Source: RefSeq, a predicted model, not a curated record
AUGGUUACGGUGGAACAAGAAAGGACUUUCCUGUGGAGAGCGUUAUCAGCUGCAGUCAGAUGCAAAGGCCAAAUCGUUUUAAAUGUCGCCUCAAGUGGCAUAGCUUCUUUGUUGUUACCAGGUGGCCGGACUGCACACUCGAGAUUUGCAAUACUUGCAAUAAAUGAGGACUCUACCUGUAACAUUAAGCAAGGUAGCGACUUGGCUGAAUUGCUGAUCAAGACGAGCUUGAUCAUUUGGGAUGAAGCUCCCAUGAUGAACAAACAUUGCUUUGAAGCUUUAGACAGAACCAUGCGGGAUUUGUUGCGUUUUGUAGACCCUAAUAGUGAAAUGAAGACGUUUGGUGGUAAAACAGUUGUUUUGGGUGGAGAUUUCCGCCAAAUUCUUCCAGUAGUUCCCAAAGGUACACGGCAAGACAUUGUUUCUUCAGCAAUCAAUUCAUCAUACCUAUGGGAUAGUUGCAAAGUGUUAAGGUUGACUAAAAACCUCAGGCUCAGCUCGGUACCAAAUGGUGGAAACCGACUGGCAUUACAAGAGUUUGCUGACUGGAUUGCCAAUAUCAGCGAUGGAAAGCUUGGUGGGCCGAAUAAUGGGUUCGCAGAUGUUGAAAUAACAAUGCACAUGUUAGUAUCAUCCAGGGGGGACGACAUUAAAGCAAUUGUGCACAGUACAUUUCCUAUGUUUGCAAGUGGAAACACUGACCCCGAGCAUCUGUUAGGUCGUGCAAUAUUAGCACCAACGCUCGACGUCGUCAACGUUGUUAAUGACUAUAUGACUGACUUGCAUAGUGCCGAAAGUAGGUCAUACUACAGUUCAGACGCAGUAUGCAAAGCCGAUGGCGAUAACGGUAUAUUUGGAGAUGUACACACACCGGAAUUUCUAAACAGCAUUCGGGUUUCAGGUCUACCAAAUCAUACACUGACUUUGAAAAUCAGAUCACCAGUAAUGUUAAUGAGAAAUAUUGACCAUUCUCUUGGUUUUUGCAAUGGAACUCGGUUGAUAAUCACAAAGCUAGCAGAUCAUGUGAUUGAAGGCGAGAUUCUGACUGGUCCCAACAAAGGUACAAAAGUGUUAAUCCCCCGAAUGUCAAUGGCACCCUCGGAUCCAAGAUUUCCGUUCAAGUUUCAACGAAGGCAAUUCCCAUUGAUGCUUUCAUAUGCGAUGACCAUAAACAAAAGUCAAGGCCAAACGUUGACUCAUGUAGGUUUAAUACUAAAGAAACUGAUUUUUGUACACGGUCAGUUGUACGUAGCUGCAUCUCGGGUUAAUAAUCCAGACGGUCUCAAAAUAUUGAUAGCAAAAGACUCAAGUUCAACUACAACCUCAACCACUAAUGUUGUAUAUCAUGUAGUUUUCAAUCAUUUGUAG